Messenger RNA from Funneliformis geosporum, 642 nucleotides. NCBI's taxonomy places the organism in Eukaryota, Fungi, Glomeromycota, Glomeromycetes, Glomerales, Glomeraceae. The record is from the annotation of a GenBank genome assembly.
AUGGCUGAUGAUAACUUAGGCAAAAAUAGUAAUAACAAUACAGAUAUCACGACAAAUUUAGAGUCAACCCUAAAUGUAGCUUUGCUGCUUCAGUUAUUAACAAAUCCAACAGUUUUGUAUUUCCACGUGAUUCAAUACAAAAUCCUAUUACUAAAGAAGAAUGGAAUCAAUGGAAAAAAAAAGAAACAGCCUAAAGAAGACUGGAAAGAUUUUCUUCAUUUAUCAUAUGAUACUUAUUGGACUUAUCGGAGAAAUCUUCACGAUAGAUUAAAUGCUACUUGUGAAAAAGGAAAAUAUGCAUUUGAGCAAACACCAGGAAAAAUUCGAAAUGUUAUUAAUAAUAAUAUCAUACCACCUGAUCCAAAGCAUAAAAAGGUUACACCAAAUUAUGAAUUAUCAUCAACUGCGCCAAAUUCUGAAUCAUCAACUACGCCAAAUUCUGAGUCAUCGUCAAGCAUAAUCCUGCAUAAAUCGAUUUCACCUAUACAAAAUUCUGGAUUAUCAAGCACAAUGAAAUCAGAAAUACAAUCAUUAUCAUUAUUACAAGUACCAGUGCAAAGAAAGCAAAAACAUCUGAUUAAGGAAAAAGUAACCAAUAUAACUACGAAUACUCGCAAGAAAGCCAAAAAUGCUCAACAUUGA